Molecule: messenger RNA, 2070 nt
Organism: Fusarium venenatum
Lineage: Eukaryota; Fungi; Ascomycota; Sordariomycetes; Hypocreales; Nectriaceae
Source: RefSeq, a predicted model, not a curated record
AUGGAUUACGAAAAUCACCAACAGUCAGUUCCCAGUGAAGAUGCAUCCCGAAAGAAUGAAAAGGUCUCCAUGCCCUUGGACGAGAGUACUCUAUUGCCAUCUCAGGAACUAGAAAGUGAUUCUGCAACACCAAAUUCAGAAACUCAUAAAAAAGCAUCGCGACGCACUGGCGUCACUCAAACCAGGUUUCAGGAUCUGUCCAAGCACUGGGAGUGCUACAAAACAAAACCAUGGAAUAUGACCCUUUUGCUACUAUUGGGCACCGCCUUUGCCGUUGGGCACCACCUCUUCUACCUCAGUCUUGAUGGAAAAGCGGCCACAGAGCAAUCACUCAUGCUCCGAUAUGGAACCAUCCUUGCAUUUUGUGCCAAGGCUAGUUUUGGUACUGCAGCUGCUAUAGCUUUCCAACAAAGAGCCUGGCUAGUUCUUCGACACAAAAUGGCACGUCUCGAUACUGUGGAUUCUAUCUUCACUGCCAAUGCCGACAUCUUCUCCUUAUUAACAUGGUCAUCCAUCAAGAAGGCCAAGGUUGGCACUCUCAUAGCCAUCUACUGCUGGGUCACUCCGCUAGUUGUGGUGUUGACCUCCGAAACUCUAUCUGUUGUGGUCGGAUCGAGGGUGGAGAAUGGAACGUGCCCAAACGUCCGGACUCUGAACUUUGCAAAUGAAAAGUCAGCUUAUUGGCUCGACCCGAUCAUAAUCGAUGACCACCAUCUUAUCUCAGUGUCGCGAUGGAACUCGACCUUUCCAGGAAACCUAAUUAAUUCGACUGACCCUAAUGAGUUCGACUACUGGCAUGCCCCAUCUCGACAAUGGCAAGAUAUGCUCGCGUCCAGGGUUGCCUUAUCCAACGAACCUAUUGUCCGGAAAGGAGCAGCCGAUGAGAUCUGUUCCAAUAAUUGGAACUGUUCUUACGUCCUCAAUUUUGUCGCUCCAGGCUACAAAUGCGAAACACUUGCAUCCGGAAUAGACUCCAAAGUGCGAAAUCUUGGACAAGCAAGACCACCUUUUAACACGAGCGUCCUCGCACCAGUAGGAGAUACGGUAUACUACGCAUUGAACGACUUGGGCGAGUACCAGAACUCCCAGAUACCUUCUGAUAGCCAAGGAUUCCCGACCCAAGACCCUCCAUUCCCAAAGAGCCUGGGUGUGUUCAAAUCAGAGCCUAUCAUGUGGAUCGGCUAUUGUACUGUCGAAGAUUAUUCGAAACCACAACCAUUUGCCAGAGGUGGUGAAGACUGGGACAAUGCUUAUACUCCAAUUAUCAUCGGUUGCGAGCAUUACGAGGUCAACUAUACGAUUCAAUUUGAUUAUGUGGGAGGGGUUCAAUCGCACAAGGUUCUUCAUCGCGAGUACCUGGGAAAGGUACUCAAUACUACUCUCAUAUCAGAGACGGACCCGGACCGCAAUCUUACCGACCGAACGAAAGCGACUCCGGAACAAAACUACGUCUACCCUUCUAAUUUUGGUGAAUAUCGUCUUACCGCAGCUUAUCAUUCACUCGGUUACGCCCUCCGACACACCUUCAAUGGGACAACAGAAAUGCCACUAUUUGAUGUCAAGUCAAAUCUACUUCUUACCCCGUUAAUUAACCGAUUGAAUUAUCUUCCGGUAAAGAACUUGGACGAAGCAAUCAUAAAUAUGUAUGAGAAUAUGAUCGUUUCAUUAUUGGCAGAUCCCUCCUUCCAUGUGGUAUCAUGGGCUUCAAACGGUAAACCGUCAGGCUCGGCCAAAGGUGGACCAUCAACAAACUAUCCUUGCCAAAAGCAACAAUAUGUCAAUGUAUUUAAUUACAAUGCGGUCCAACUACUUACGGUAUAUGCGGCAAGUAUCGCGCUAGCCACAGCGGCGGUUUUACUGGGGCUGCAUGCCUAUCGGGAAGAAGGCAGAAUGCGCGAUAUGAAACCUUCAUCCAUCAUCGCAGCUUCGAGGGCAAUAAAACUCCAUGAGUUAGGCAUGGACGGAGAGGCCAGAAUUGGCUAUGGUUUCAUACAAGAGAGUGACAGGAGUGUGAGGAGUUUCGGCGUGGAAGGCAAAGUGGCACAACCACAACGACUGGAGAGAGGAUAA